UAACAAUAAGCCCUGGUUCACAGCAAAUCUCAGGCAGCUUCAUCAGGCCAAAGAGGAGUACUACAGGAGUGGGGACAGGAUCCUAUACAACCGGGCAUGGAUCCUGUCCUUAGACUUCAGCUUGGCAUUCAACACCAUUAUCCCAGAAAUUCUCCUCACCAAACUCACCCAGCUCACUGUGCCUCCCUCCACCCGUCAGUGGAUCACAAACUUCCUGACAGACAGGAAACAGCAGAGUUGGACACAUUGUCAGGUGGGAGAUGCCAUCUUUGAGUGCCCAGUGGAUGACUUCAUGCCAUAGCCAACCAAGGAGGACAGACUACACAUUGCUGAGGGCUUUCAUUAUUGAUGGAAUUUCCCCAACUGCCUUGGAUCCAUCAAUGACAAAUGGGGUCAUCCAGGUUAUCCCCAACUAUAGCUCCUUGUUCAAUAACUACAAAGGGACAUUCUCCAUCGUCCUGCUUGCAGCUGUGGAUGCAGAAUACUGCUUCCAGGUCAUCGAUGUUGGUUGGCAUGGCCGGAAUAGUGACAGUGGCACCUGGCACCUACUCCAGAUUCAGUGAGGGUCUCAUUUACGGCACCCUCGACUUCUCUGAAGAUGCUGAGAUCCCUAGAGCAGAGCAUUGUGGGAGAAUGCUGUUUGUUCUGGUGGGAGAUGAGGCCUUUCCUCUCUGCAGGCACCUGUUCUGUCCUUUCCCUGGCUCCAACAUCACUAAAAAGGACAGCAUCUACAACUACGGCCUCAGCUGUGCCAGGCUGGCUGACAGUAAAUGGAGCUUCAGGAUCCUCUCCUCUCUGUCGCAGAUGUACAGAAGAGUCAUUGAGGUGGGCCCUGACAAGGUGGAGCAUUAUGUGAAGGCCACCUGUGUCCUACACAGUGUUUUUUUGCGAGAGUCAGCCAUGAGAGACAACCACCGAGCAGCCACACAACAACUGGCAGUGCAGCCUCCUGCUCUUUGUGAUGUUUGCAGGACCUCCCACAACAAUGCUACCAGGGAGGCUCUCAAGGAGGUCUACUCUCUGGAUGCUGCGUUCGUCUUGAACAUGGUGUUACCGGAGCACCUCUCAACACAUCACCUGGUUGGCUGACAGCUGCCGACUGGCUGGCUCUCUCAGCUGCAGCUGCUGGUUGGUUUGCUGGCUUGGAGGUAAGCUGGAGGGUAGGCUGGCUUGCUAGCUGACACAAAGCACAGACCUGGCUGGCUGACCCAGCUACUGACUGGCUGGCUCUCUCAGAUGCAGCUGCUGGUUGUUUUGCUGGCUGGGAGGUAGGCUAGCGGGUAGGCUGGCUUGCUAGCUGAUACAAAGCAUCGGUCUGGCUGGCUGACCCAGCUACUGACUGACUUUCUCUCUCAGCUGCAGCUGCUAUGUGAUUUGAUGGCUGGGUGGAACCUUGCUGGCUGUCUGGUAGGGUCCCAUCUGGCUAGCUGAAGGGGAGCAAGAAACCCCAUCACAGCUUCACGGCACCUUGGCAGUGGCACAAGCACCACUUCUGCUCCUCUCCUUCUCUUUCCUCCUUUCUCUCAAGUAUCUCUGAGGUUCUUCCAUCUUUCCA
Thunnus maccoyii (southern bluefin tuna) is the source of this 1555-nucleotide messenger RNA. RefSeq lists its product as uncharacterized. The transcript has 3 exons. The record is from RefSeq and is a predicted model, not a curated record. The coding region runs from base 388 to 1089 and encodes 233 amino acids. NCBI's taxonomy places the organism in Eukaryota, Metazoa, Chordata, Actinopteri, Scombriformes, Scombridae.